CUGACUAUUUGGAGUUGUUUAUUAUAAAUUUGCAAGCCUGCUAUUCCAAGAACGAGAACUCGUUGGGUGCAUGAAAAUACGCCAGAACAGAGGAGCGAAGCAUUGAGUGAGCAAUUCUACGGCAAAAGAAGGUUUUGCGAAAAUGUCUUUAGACAUCGCGUCAAUUGCAGCUUUUAAUCCCAACAGACAGGCGAGUGGGGAACUCGCAGUGUCAAUGUUAAAGAAGUGGCUAUCAUCUUAUGGCCAUCCAUCAACAACAGCAGGACCAAUAAUAGCGUCUACCAUCACUAUCGAAGCCAUUCAAGAUCUGCUGCAUGCAAAUGGCUUUCCCAUUGAAGCACCCCAACAUGUGGACUUGUGUCCUGGACCAUUUGAAGACACACAGUUUGAUGCAGUAGUGGAUGUUGAGACCUCUGAUGAUUGUAUGGAUAAUGGAGAUCUCAAAUUUACAAACCUUGAUGCUUGUUCAGAAUAUGGAUAUGGUGGAUCUGACUUCUCGGAAGAUGAAAUCAACUUUUUCCAAGAUCUGCCACUGAGUCCUGACUCACCAUUGUUCUGUGAGUCAGCUGAUAUUGACUUUGGAUUUGAUUCAGGAAUUGAGGCUGAGAUGGAUGAACCUCAUGAUGGGGCAGAAGAAAAAGAUGGCAAAAAAGAGGAAGGAAAGACUUGUGAAGACAAGAAAUCCACCGAUGAAUCAAAGCAGAAAGACAGUCAGAAUGAGCAGUCAAGUCCACCAAAGCCAGUCAACAAGAAGACAAAAGCAGAAGACAAAAGCAAGAGAGUGACAGACAAGAAAGAUGUUGUAGAUGUUAAAGAGGAAGGUGACGAUAAAGAUGAUGAUGAUGAUGAUGAUAAUGAAGAAGAAGAAGAUGAUUUUCCACACAUCCACUGUCAAUACCUCUGGGAGUUCCUUCAUCAGAUUUUGCUGGAAAAACAGAAUAAGUAUAUUGCAUGGAAAAAUCAAACCAAAGGAGUGUUUCAUCUUCUUGAUCACAAUGGCUUGGCCCGCCUUUGGGGAAAACAGAAAAACAGGAAAAAUAUGACAUACGAGAAACUAAGCCGUGCCCUCAGAUACUAUUACAGCAAAAACAUCCUCAAAAAGGUUCCUGGUCAGAGACUGACUUACAAGUUUGUUCGCAAUCUUAAUGGAAAGAAGUAUCCCAACUGAGCUAGAAGCCAAUAUUUAAAUCAACCAUACCUGAAAAGAAGUUUGCUUGUUGAUCUGAUGUUGCCGAUAAGUGCGAGGGGUGACAAAUUAUGUCUGCUUUUUUCAGAGCAGACUAUGGUCAGUUGAUAAAAAGCAACCUUAAGUAAAGAAUACCUUUAGAUUCAUAAUGAACAAGCAUAUAUCUCUACUCAUUACAUAUGAACUAACAUGUAAAUAUUGAAGACACUCACAUUUUACCCUUAACAAUCUCUCACUCAGAGUUUUAGGUGAGUGCAUUUGUACAUAUUUAGCUCAUAAAGAGAAAGAUGUACAUAACCCUCAACACCCUAACAUCAGUAUGCAUAUUCUCCAUACUGUUCUCUAUACAUUAAGGUUAAAGAUGUAGACAAGGAGAAUUUGAUUUAAUAUCCAAAGAUUUUUUUGGAUGGUGAUCAUUUCCUUUAUUCUCAUGACCUUAAUGUGUGAUUCAAGGGUGAUAUUGUGUGAAGAAAUUAGAUGCUACUUCUCUUAGGUGUUUGAGGGUUAGGGCAGUUUCCAUUGAUCGUCUGAUUGUUAAGCAAGGCAAUGAUUUCACAUGUUCAUAAGGAAUAAAUAAGUGAACAGAAUCGAAAGUUAUGGACGUUCAAGCUGUUCGAAAUAUUUGAACAGUAAGAGAAGUAAGUGACUGAUACCUUACAAUCGCCAAUGGAAAAAGUGUUCCUUAAAAGUUGUUGACCCUUUGAAGAAUAUUGACACUUAACUGUUCAAUGCUUUCACUAUUACUUGCAAGGUAACAAAUUGUAAGGCACUCAAAGUGCUCUUUGAUUGUUUGAUAUAGUGAUUGUAAGUGUAAGAUCCUCAAGCAUGGAAGUAAAAACUAAAUUCUUUUAUGAAA
Molecule: messenger RNA, 2042 nt
Organism: Pocillopora damicornis (cauliflower coral)
Lineage: Eukaryota; Metazoa; Cnidaria; Anthozoa; Scleractinia; Pocilloporidae
Biological process (GO): cell differentiation; regulation of transcription by RNA polymerase II
Cellular component (GO): nucleus
Molecular function (GO): DNA-binding transcription factor activity, RNA polymerase II-specific; sequence-specific DNA binding
Source: RefSeq, a predicted model, not a curated record